This is a messenger RNA of Mytilus trossulus (common blue mussel), 519 nucleotides long. RefSeq names its product kinase D-interacting substrate of 220 kDa-like. Lineage: Eukaryota; Metazoa; Mollusca; Bivalvia; Mytilida; Mytilidae. The record is from RefSeq and is a predicted model, not a curated record. The coding region runs from base 1 to 519 and encodes 172 amino acids. The transcript is spliced from 7 exons. Gene Ontology annotation, molecular function: protein binding.
AUGGAAGAUUGGAAUGAGUUCCAGAAAUUCAUUGAAGCUGCUAAAAAUGGAAGAGUAGAAGAAUUGAAGCUUUGCCUAGCAAAUGGAGCAAACAUUGAUUUUAAAGAUUAUAGCGGACAGACAGCAUUAAUGUGGGCUGCCUGGUGGGGACAUGUGGAAGUGUGUCAACUUCUCCUGGAGAACAGAUGUAACAAAGAUAUCACAGAUGUUUAUGGAGAGACAGCAUUAAUGUGGGCUGCCAGUAGAGGACAUGUGGAAGUGUGUCGACUUCUCCUGGAGAACAGUUGUAAAACAGAUAUCACAGAUAGAUAUGGAAGAACAGCUUUACAUCUGGCUGCUGAAGAGGGACAGCUACAGACCACAAGAUAUCUUGUAGAACAAGGAAGUAUCAGUCCCUUGGUCAAAACACAUCAGGGUAAAACUCCAUACGAUCUAGCAGCAUCAAGAAAAUGGGGACAGUAUAAAGAAGUGAUGGAAUACUUACAGCGGGGCCUACAGAGAUGGCUCCCAUCUCAGUGA